AAACUCUGAUUUUAAAGUGAUGAAUGGAAAUCCUGCAUGUUUAUCUAAUACCACUUCAAUUGCACAAGGCCUGGUCUCUCCUGAAAUGGAAAUCUCCGCUCUGCCACGAGCAGCCAUGAACAGAAAUCUGAUAUGGGAAACAAGAAUACUUGCAGAUCAGGACACUGCUAACCAAGGGCUACCGUCUCUCUCAAAUUGUGAUUCGUUAGCUGACCUAGAGCGACGAGUGGCCGAAACUUGUUCCCUUGUCGAAAAAACCUUGGAAAAAAGGGAAGAAAAAGAAAAGGCAAUGAAGGAAAAAGAGCGAAGGAAAAGAGAAGAGCGGACCAGGAAAGAACAACGAGCACGUGAAAGAAGAGAAAGGGAGGCAAGUGUAACAAGACAAACGGAACGUAGGAAUUACAGAGAAGAAGUCAACAACCCGACGAGCGGUGGAGGAGAAACACCUUCGCAAACCUCAGCUGGUGCUGAGGAUCGACAAUGGCUCUGUGAACAUUAUAAGCGGCUCUGCCGUGUCAAGUUCCCAUGCUGCGGAAAGUUCUUUCCCUGUCAUCGUUGUCAUAACAACUCUGGGUGUCUAAAUGAUAAUUCCAAAGCAAGAGAGGCGUGUUAUGUUGAGUGCUCGGUUUGUAGCCAUCAACAAGAGGUAUUUAGUCAUAUUAUUUAUUCAAAAUCUCAUAAAUGUGGAAAUGGACAAGUUACAUUUAGACUAUAUGCGAUUUCCUUUAAUGCUUUCUUCCUCUUUAAGAUCAACCAGGACGCCCAAACCUGUGCUAGAUGUAAAACAAAGUUCUCAGCAUAUUUCUGCUCUAUGUGUAAACACUUCACGGGCACAGACAAAAAUCCAUAUCACUGCCUAAAAUGUGGUAUCUGCCGGUAGGUGAAACGAUAUUUAUGACGAAAUUCCUCGUUUUUUUGUAUGUUUCAUGAUAUUCCUGUUUUUCAAAAAGUAAGGAAGUAAUUGGCCUACUUCAAUGCCGAGUGUUACCGUAUGAAUGGAGAGAAAAUUCUGGCGCUAGCCUCAGGGUGAGAGCAGCUUAAUAGGAGAGAGAGACGCCCUGAUCGAUACGCACAUGAAACUUACCACUUCCUGUGUUUUCUCAUCCUUCAUUGCAAAAUCGUAAUAGAAAAAUAUUGAGCAGUACUGAAUGCUAGUUUUUGUUUCCUCCUAGGCAUCAAGUUUCCUUUCAUUAGAUCGAACCAAGUAGAAAUAUAGGGUUUUCACUUUGCAUUAGAAAUUUAUUUUCUUUACGAGUCAUGUUAAGUUUUAAUCGAGUAUUUACCUGCGAAGUGAAGUUCCUGUUUUCGUUUCAGCAUCUUCAAAGACCGCUCCUUCCACUGUGAUGUGUGUAACGUCUGUCUGGACAAACGGCUGGAGGGAAGACAUUCUUGUCGAGAAAAUUCAGGACAUGAUGAGUGCUGCAUCUGUUUGGAGGUAAUGGCUUACUCUUCGUGCUAACACUGUGUUGUUCGUUUCACAUCGUUUCUUGUUUGUCGCGUCUACUUGUUAGAUGAUUGUCCGUGUUUGUGGAUUUUGUCAUCCUCUGUACUGAACAUUUUGUGUUCUCAUAUAGUUGUGAAACAUUAGGUUAUUUUUUGUGUUCUAUCUAUAAAUUUAGCUUUGUAGGUCAAUAUUUAUCUCCGAUUAAUGUAAAGCAACUGCACUGUUUUCAUUGCGGUUAAGUCUGGAUUCCAAUAAGGUAAAUGUCUCUUCGUAUCAUUUAUACAUUGGAACGUUUCCUUUCUGCGAGUGUAGGAGUGUGGGUUUCAAAAAAUCUGUCUAAAGACACCCGUGACACUGGUUGCACACUAAAUCAGCUUUGCAAGAGGAAAUAUUGGCCAAUAGCUUUUUUCCUUUUGUUGUAAUUAUAGCCUUGUUCUCGACAAUGAAAGUGAAAUUUGGUAAGUGCAAUGUUUGCGUCAUAAAUCUAGCAAUAGACUAAGAGAGCGCUGGCGCUUUUCUUUGUUAGGUUCUGAGUACAAAAGAAAGCGUUUUUAUAGAACUAUUCCAAAAAGAAAUAAUCGUAAAAGUUAAACCGAUAGAUAAUACCUGUAAAUACUUUUACUUAAUGGACGUUUGGAACAUUUAUUUUCAGGACGCAUUCAGCGGUUGUCAAAUCCUGCCAUGCUCACACAAGGUUCAUAGAGAGUGUGCUAUCGCAAUGAUACAGAAUGGCGUGUAAGUAUGCUUACAAAUCAUAAUUUUAUAUGAGUCAAUCAACAUAACGAAGAACGCGUUAGUGUUCCCCUCCAUUUGACGGUACCUAGUUAAAAUUCUGAAUCGGAUUUGUAUAUGGAGUUGUGGCGAGGGCUUUUUUGUAGGAGUCAGUUGUCUGACUCUCGACGUCUGGCUUCGUGAACUGGAGUGUCAAAAUCAAUCAUUGCUUUUUGCGUCUUUUCUCCUUUGAAGGAACUUGUCUUUGUUUCAACUGAAUCUCUCAUUGGUUUGUGAUGUUUACUUCUGAUUGGCAGUCUAACGACACUCGAGAGAAAAGCUCUCUUUGCAUGCAGCCUUGGAACGGUUCUGAAUCCACAGCAAUGCUGGAUCGAUUGUGAGCUUUGCAGUCUCCUUUACUUUUACCCGUGAUUUGACGGUGAUCUUGACUUGAAUAUUCUCGCGUUUAAUUCAAACAAGUUUAAGUUGCAUUCACCUGAAAUAUUUCCUUUAAAUUUGCAGUCGCAGCUGCCCAAUUUGUCGCCAUCCUCUAUACAGUCAGACAAAUGGCAAUGAGUGAAUGACAACGUCCACCUCAGGCUUUUCUCUUCCCGCCUCGUUGAUAAUAUGGAGAGGACCCUGGGAAUGGAGCUGAAAGGAUGAUUUUUUUAAUAUCCUUUUGAUAAUUGUUAGGUGUUCAGAUUUUUUAGACUUUAAGCACAAACUCUUUAACAGCUUUGGUACUUAAAUUCAAUGUGGGAGUUGUCUGAUCGUCCGGGUACGAAGGCACUACCUACUCAGGACUUCUCAGGCCCAGACGAUCAGACUACACAAUCAAAUCUUGCUCCGAGUUUAAAUUAUAUAUUGUAUUACCUUUUUCAGUUUGAUUGAUCGGUACGUUUUUACCGAUACUCUGGCGAAAAAAAAAGCAAACAAACAAGGAAAAAACUGAACUAAUAUCAUCGAUUAUUCUAAACGUAUUACUAUACAACACAGCAUGUAUUCUACAAUGAAUCGACUUAUCCCAGGGGCUCUUUUCUUGCAGAUUUUGGCAGCUUCUCGAGUCAUAUUCUUAAAUCUUAAUCUAAGGAAUAGUAUAGCGGGUAUUCGCUCAAAACGCAGCCCGUUCUGUUUCGUUUUCUUAGAUUUUCCAUAAUUUGAAUUUCAAAGCCAUUGAUAUCUGAAAAACAGCGUUUUCGGACCAAUGAUUACCGGAACUUUCAAUAAACAGGCUCCUGGGCAACCAAAAAGACUAAAUGAAUGGAACGUAAAAUUUUGCAUUUACUUUUCGUAUAACUUCUCGUUCAUUGGUUGUUACCAGACCACACUCCGCUCGAACGGUGAGCACAACUUAUUUAGAGGCUACCUCAUAUCUCCUUAUCCCUGUUAGGCAAAACUAUAUCACCAGUUUCAUUUGCCAAGAAUCUCGGGGUAUAUAUUACUCAAUAUCUUACCAAUGAUGUACAUAUCACUAAAACAGCCUCUAGUUGCAUGAACAGUUAGUACAGAUAAGUAGAAUUAAACAUCUUUUAGACAAGAAAGUACUUUUAUUACUUAUAAAUAGCUAUGUCUUUAGUAAACUAUUUUUAUUUUCCCUCAGUGUGGGGAAACACAUCUAAACGUUAUCUACUCAAACUGAAAUUGGUACAAAAUUUUGCUUCAAGAGUUGAAUCAGGUUUAGGGUAGUCCGACCAUAUCUCUCAGGUACAGAGAUCUCUUACAUGGUUAUUCAAUGACUUAGUUUUAAAAUUGAAAUGUGUAAAUGGCAUAGUCUUAGAAUUGAAAUGUGUAAAUGGCUUAGCUCCAGAUUAUUUAGGUAAAUAUUUUGUUAAAAGUUCAGCAGUUCACAACAAGAACACAAGGGGAGGUAACAAUUUUGUGGUCCCUUGAAGUAGAUUGUCAAUAGGACAAAGGACAUUUUACUUUCGUUGUCCAGGGGAAUGGAAUGGGCUUGCCGACAAUACUAAGAGCACCAAAGAAAUACAUAGUUUUAAGCAUAUAAUUUUUAAUAAUAUGUUUCAUACGAAGUAAUUUUGGAUAUAUUUUGAGUUACUCUUGAUAAAUUUUGAAUUUGAUUGAGUUAAUGUAAAAAAGUGUCCUUAAUUAUCAGUAUUAUGUAAUAGUUAAUUACCAGGAUUAUGUAAUAGUUGACAUUGUGACUGAAAAGCCCUGUUGAAGGGAGUCUCAAUAAAGUAUGUAUGUAUGUAUGUAUGUAUGAAUGAAACACUGCGUAAAUACGUCGCCUACUGUAGGUUGAGUGCUGAAUCGAAUCAUCAUAUAAAAUACAAAAUUAUGAAUAACGAAUGAUUUAGUGAAUUAGCUUUAUGAAGAAUACAGCAUGC
Molecule: messenger RNA, 4497 nt
Organism: Pocillopora meandrina
Lineage: Eukaryota; Metazoa; Cnidaria; Anthozoa; Scleractinia; Pocilloporidae
Source: the annotation of a GenBank genome assembly